AUGCCUUCAAUCGAACGAAUUGAUUCUACAGCAUCAUCUAUUUCUACCUUAUCGAAGCAUGCUAAAGCUUCACAUUGUAUUGUACAAUAUCGAGAUUUCGAUAAAACUCGAAAAAUCAUCAAUAUCGAUAAAAUUUUAAAUCCAUCAAAUCGUCGAUUUAACGCAGGCGAUGAUUGCACACUAAAGAGUGAAGGUCGUCAUCAUACACGUGUGAAGAUCUUAUUCAUGAGUGAUUUAGAAUCUUGUCAACAUCAAAUGUGCAUCAUUGGAGAUACAGAAGUCGAGAAUGGUAUGGGAUUGACCGAAAAUUCUUCGAAAAAUGAUUUGGUUGAUGAAAAUCGUCGAAAUCUUUCUGAAGAAUUAAAGAAGAAAAAGGUUAAUAGCGGAGCGACAAAGUUAACUACCAAUAAGUUAUCAAUGUCUCAAAACAAAAAUGAUAAAACGUUACAUGUUUCCAAAAGUUCAGAAAAAUCUACAGGUAUUACUCAACAAAACAACAACAAAGAAAAUCUUAAAUCGAAAGAAAAGGAUACUGGUAAAAUGACAACUGAUAAUGAUCUCCAUUAUCCGAAGAAACAAGCACGUAUUGUAUCGUCACAAUAUCGAAAUGAUCGACCGAUUUCUGCACAAAAACCUUUUUCUACACAAAAUAAACCGAAUCGAGAAUUGACACCAUUGUCAUCAAAUCAAAGCUGCAACGAACUUUCCUCUACCAGAAAUUCAGAAGAUCAUUCAAAGAAUAUUGAAGCAUCGAAUCGUAGUCCAACACAACUUACAAGACAGCACGACAAAGAUAAUGAAGAAUCGUUAAAUUCAUCAAGUAGUCGAUUUAAUGAUGAUGUUUUGGUUGACGACGAAAUAGAUCAGAGCACAACAGCUACUACCGAUGCCGAUUCCGAUGCCGAUGCCAAACAGAUCGAUGAUAAACAAAACAAUGAUCCUUUAGUCAUCAAAUACAAUCGUUUAGUUGAAAAAUGUAAUCGAUUGAAAAAGAAAAUAAAUAAACUAGAAAAUGAAAAUGAAAUUUUAAAAAAGAAAACAAUGCCAUUACCUCCACCUGAAGUUCAACAGUGGAUCAAAUACACCGCACAACGAUUUGAGAACAAACUAUUAUCAGGAAGCGUUCUCAAAGAUUUCAGUGUUGCCUUAGGCAUGCCUUCCAACGUAGUGAUAUCAUUAACACAAGAUACUGGGUCACUUACAGCAAGAGCGAUCGUACGUUAUCUAUAUCCUUCAAAAACCCGUGUACUAAGCGAUAUAGAAAGCAGGACACGUGAAGCAAUUCUUAAUUAUGUGAAAUUCUGUCAUCCGAACGAAGUAUUUGUUCGAGGAAAAAUUAAUGAAGCUAUUAGUGGUCCAUUUAGAACAGCACAAUUUAAGACACUACAUUCAAAAGAUGUUUAG
Molecule: messenger RNA, 1404 nt
Organism: Rotaria socialis
Lineage: Eukaryota; Metazoa; Rotifera; Eurotatoria; Philodinida; Philodinidae
Source: the annotation of a GenBank genome assembly